AGAAAUUACUCACCUACCAUUCUUACUUAUUGUAGCCCCUUCUUGCCUUCUCUCUUUUCUUUUCUUUUUGAUCGGAAAAGAUUUCUCUUUUUAUGUUUCUCUUCCAAACAUUGUGUCUCAAUAAGGUUUCUGCAUCGUUUUUCUAGUUGACAAUGUCAAGGCCUGGCAACAAGAUCAUACAAGCCAAGCUGGUGCUUGUUGGAGACAUGGGAACAGGGAAGACAAGCUUGGUUUUAAGAUUUGUAAGAGGCCGGUUUUUUGAUCGCCAGGAACCAACCAUAGGAGCAGCAUUCUUUACUCAGAUACUAUCACUAACAGAAGCAACUGUGAAGUUUGAUAUAUGGGAUACAGCAGGACAAGAACGAUAUCAUAGCUUGGCUCCUAUGUAUUAUCAUGGUGCUGCAGCUGCUGUAGUGGUGUAUGACAUCACAAGCAUGGAUACAUACAAUAGAGGCAAGAAAUGGGUUCAAGAACUGCAAAGACAAGGAAAUUCAAAUUUAAUAAUGGCAUUGGUGGCAAACAAGUCUGACUUGGAGUCGAAGAGAGAGGUGCAGAGCGAGGAGGGAUACCAAUUCGCCGAAGAGCAUGGGAUGUUAUUCAUGGAAACAUCAGCAAAAACUUCCCAUAACAUCAAUGAACUUUUCUUUGAAAUAGCGAAGAGACUCGCGAGAGCUAACCCUGCAAAACGUACUGGAAUCUUGCUAAACAAUGAAACACAAGAAAGGAGAAAACUGCCAUGUUGUUCUGGGUGACACACACACACGCCCCAUGUCAAGAGGCUUAUAGAAGCUGAUCACCACCAGCUCUAUCUUUCUUGUGUAAAAAAGCAACUGGCUCGGAACAUACUCAUUUUUGGUUUAAUUUCUAUACAGCCUCUCCUUCCAAUAAUUUGGUAAGUGGUCACAGCUGCUGCUGCUGCUUUUCAAAGUUUUUGUUUCAGAGUUCUAUUAAUUCAUCUCUAGUGUGUUGAUUGAAUUGGAAUG
Molecule: messenger RNA, 983 nt
Organism: Tripterygium wilfordii
Lineage: Eukaryota; Viridiplantae; Streptophyta; Magnoliopsida; Celastrales; Celastraceae
Product: ras-related protein RHN1-like
Exons: 7
Coding region: 153-752 (199 amino acids)
Molecular function (GO): GTP binding; GTPase activity
Source: RefSeq, a predicted model, not a curated record